Folsomia candida is the source of this 951-nucleotide messenger RNA. RefSeq names its product eukaryotic translation initiation factor 3 subunit K (gene eIF3k). The transcript is spliced from 5 exons. Gene Ontology annotation, cellular component: cytoplasm; eukaryotic translation initiation factor 3 complex. The record is from RefSeq and is a predicted model, not a curated record. Gene Ontology annotation, biological process: regulation of translational initiation. The coding region runs from base 145 to 807 and encodes 220 amino acids. NCBI's taxonomy places the organism in Eukaryota, Metazoa, Arthropoda, Collembola, Entomobryomorpha, Isotomidae. Gene Ontology annotation, molecular function: translation initiation factor activity; ribosome binding.
UCUCUGCCGGUGUGGUUGGCACAAUUGAACAGAUUUUUCUGAAAUAUUUAUAUUUUCGAAAUCUUAAUUCUAUUUUGCUACACAAAAACCAAACUACGACAAGAUUUUCUGUACGAGGAAGCAAGUCCAAUAAAGAAAGAAAUAAUGGUUGGAGGUACGCGACGCGAGGAGUUGGAAGCGUUAAAGUUGGAGGUCAAUUCUUUCCUUACUUCUGUUGAGAGGUACAAUUCAAACAAUCUUCCAAAAUUUGAAAAAUAUGUGCAACUUCAAGUGUCGGAGAACAUGUACGAUUUGGAGGCGAAUUUGGCCAUCCUCAAGUUGUACCAAUUUUUCCCAAAUUUGUACAAACCCGAGAUCGUUUGCUGGAUCCUUCUGAAAUCGUUGACCAAUUUACCCAACACGGAUUUUGUCCUCUGUCGUUGCCUUCUUGGCGCGGGUCAGCUGGACGACUUGAACAUUGCUCGAAUCGCAUAUUUGGCAAAUCUUCUAGAACUUUGUCAAUUUAAGCGGUUUUGGCAAGAAAAAGCCCAAGAUGCUAAUCUUAUUUCCCAAAUCACUGGAUUUGACGACGCUGUGAGGAAGUUUGUGUGCCACGUUGUGAACAUCACAUACCAAAGCAUGGACAAAACUAUUUUAAAAGAAUUGCUGGGCGGAAUCACAGACGCCGAUUUGAGGAGUUGGAUUGCAAAGAAUGGAUGGAAGGAAGAACCAAACAACAUGAUUUACAUUUCAAACCAAGAUGAACAUGUCAAGACGAAAAACAUUAGCGAAAAGAUUACAUUCGAAACUGUAUCAGUUGUAAUGUAAUUACUUAAUAUUGCCGAUUUAUUGUUUAUACAUAUAACAUACACCAUAAUAUAGCGUGGCGUGUAUGCAAGUUGGACUUUGUUUUUCAUUUUUCAUUUUGUAAAAAUCAUUAAAUGAUGAAUAUUAAAUCAAAUCUAUCUUUUA